AUGGAGCACCAGUACACGUACCAGCAGCGUCGUUCACGUUCGCAGCCCCGAUUGCACCAGCAACAGCAGCAGCAGCAACCCAGUCCAGCUUAUCGCUCUCCCGAUCUGGAUUACCCCGCAUCCGGAGCCGGUGGAAGCUAUUUUGGCGCUUCCGGCAGUGCAGGCUACUUUGGAGGCGAGAGUCGCCCGUGGCGCUCACGGUCACUGGACAACAGGAGAGACUGGGUGGUCAGCAGUGAUUAUGGAUUUCCGGCCGGAGGACCAGAUGACCGGUACACCACUGGAGGCACAGUGAAGCAGCACCACCAACAACAUCAACAGCGCAACUAUGACUAUCAACCAUAUCUUAGCGUCAGUACCGUUCCUACGGCCGGAUACCGAGGCACCUAUGAUGGUAGGCGUGGAAACGAUCCGUAUUUUGAUGUCGCAGCUGCACCGUAUUCUCCGCGAUCGGUCCCCCCGGAAUCCGAUUGGGACGCUCUGGAUCGCUCAAUCCGAAACUAUCGUGAAGAUCCUGGUGCCGCGCAAAUAGCUGCAACCAUGCGUCGUUCAAAGGCUCAAAGCGGUAUAGUGGCGCGGGAGGAGGUUGAAUUUGGUGUUGAUCAAGGUGCUACCUCAGCCAAUUACUACCGUGGUGGUGGAGGCAGUUCCAGCCAUCAACAAGAAUUUUAUGGGCCAACCGCAGCAACUAUGCCAGAAGUAGGUUCCGGUACCAUGCGGGGUCGAACGAUUGCACGUGGUGGUGGUAAUAUGCGGUAUGGGCCUGAAAUGGAGCAAAAAUAUUACAAGUUACGUUGUUGCUGUCUGAGCUUUCGAUGGCCUCCAUGGGCCCUGGAAGAAGUGGAACCACCGCAACCAAUGUACCGCCGAACGUGA
Gongylonema pulchrum is the source of this 876-nucleotide messenger RNA. The record is from the annotation of a GenBank genome assembly. Lineage: Eukaryota; Metazoa; Nematoda; Chromadorea; Rhabditida; Gongylonematidae.